This is a messenger RNA of Onthophagus taurus, 3946 nucleotides long. The record is from RefSeq and is a predicted model, not a curated record. NCBI's taxonomy places the organism in Eukaryota, Metazoa, Arthropoda, Insecta, Coleoptera, Scarabaeidae.
ACAUAACCUAUAUUAGGUAUAAGAAACGUCACGUUUAGUUUUAAUCAGUUUUAAUUAAGUUCAUCAAUAAUUGGUUGUUAUUUGAAAAAAUUCAACAUGUUAACCAUAUCAAAAACAAACUUAUUAAGCGUAUUAAAUAAAAAAAAUUUCUCAGAAAUAUAUCCUCGAGUAACAAAAAAGGUAUUUCUACCUUCAACGACGAGAAAAAAGCCACAAAAAGAUCCCCUAGCUUUUACUACAAAUAUUACACCUCAUUUUGAACUAAAAAAAGGUCCUAGAAUGAAUCAUAUGGGCGUACAAAUGCUUUCAACCCCAAUUUAUGAUCAAAUUUUCAAAAAUUUGCCGAAUGAUAAUUUAUCAUCACAAACUGUAGAGAGUUGUAGGUUGCAAUUAAAAAAAUUUGGUAUCAAAGAUGAAGGUGGUUUAUUAGAAGAUGUUAACUUUGUUAUUCCUCCGUUAGAAGGAAAAAACCUUGAGGAGCAUUUUUGGAAAAUUUCAAACGAUCAAGCUCAACCAUAUAAAAAAGUUAUUGAUGAUUUGCUUCUAAAAAUUCCUGAUAAACCAAACGAUUGGUUAAUGCAGGAAGGUUGGACGCGUUACACCAAAGACAAAGUUGAAAAAGUUGAAGCACCUUUAGAGGAAUGCUUAGUUUUUGAUGUCGAAGUGUGUAUGUUAGCAGGAAAAACCCCAACCUUAGCAACAGCUGUAUCAAGUAAAGCUUGGUAUGGUUGGGUUAGCCCAUCAUUAUUAGAGGGCUCCUCAAAGCCUAUUACGAAUCAUUUUUAUUUAGAUAAUUCUUUAAUCCCUCUUGGUAAAAUCCCCAAAAUUAUCGUUGGUCACAACGUAUCUUUCGAUCGUUCUAAAAUUAAAGAACAAUACCAAAUUGAAAACACAUCAACAAGAUUUUUAGAUACAAUGUCUUUACAUAUUUGCGUAAGUGGGAUAACAAGUUAUCAAAGGGCGGUUUUAAAAUCAAAAUCAAACGAACACGAAGAAUCUUGGCAAGAUCGAAGUUCUUUAAAUUCUUUAAGCGAUGUUCAUAAAUUAUAUUGUGGAAAACCAAUCGAAAAGGAAGCAAGAAAUGUUUUUUUUAACGGCACCUUAUCCGAAAUUAAAGCCGAUUUUUAUAAUCUUAUGGAUUAUUGUGCUAAUGAUGUGAUAGCUACGUUUAAUGUUUUAAAAGAGUUAUACCCGUUAUUUUUGGAUCGAUUUCCACACCCAGCGACUUUAGCCGGCAUGUUAGAACUUUCCACGGCCUUUUUACCGGUUAAUUCGAAUUGGGAGAGGUAUAUCGAAGAAUCCGAUCAAACUUACCAAGAUUUAGAAAUCGAAAGUCGAUUACUUUUAGCGAAAAGGGCUGAUUUAGCGUGCCAAUUAUUACAUGGUGCGAAAUAUAAAGAAGAUAUUUGGCUGUGGGAUUUAGAUUGGGAUGUUAAAAAUAUUAAAUUAAAAAAGGCCGUUAAAACAACAAAAAAGGCUCAAAAUUAUUCUUUAAAUCAAAACGAAGAUGAACCUGAAUUUAUUUUUUCAAAUUUAACCUCUAAUUUAAUAAGUGUUGAUAAAUUAAAUAAAAAAUUUUCUUAUUUAGAAGAAACUAAAUCGUUUCUUCCAGCUGUUAAAACGUUACUUCCGGGUUAUCCAAAUUGGUACAGAAAGCUUUGUACUAAAUUUUCUGAAGAGAAUUGGAUUCCUGGUCCUCAUUUAAUAACAACAUCCAUGCAGGUUACUCCAAAAUUGUUGAAUUUAACUUGGGAGGGUUAUCCUUUGCAUUAUAUAAGAGAACAAGGUUGGGGUCUCCUCGUCCCUUUUAAUAACGACACCGAAACCGAACGAAAACUUCCCUUAAAAAACUUAUUAAUAAAAUGUCCGAUUUUAACUCAAAAAUCAAACGAGGCGAAUACAAGCGAAAUUAAUAUCGGAAAAGAUGUCGAAACUAAUUUAUCCCGAAAAGAAUAUUAUAGUAAAUUAAAAAAGGAUCACUCAAACGGGCUUUAUAAAGGAACGGGAAUUUGGUGUAACACGAUCAUUGAAGACUGUUGUUUCUUCUUUAAACUCCCGCAUAAAGAUGGGGCUUCGUUUCACGUUGGGAAUCCCUUAGCAAAAGACUUUUUAACUAAAUUUUCCGAAAAUGUCUUAGCUGGCGACACGGAAAGUGCUGAAAAAGUUUUAUCAAUCGCUCGACAAAUGUCAUAUUGGAGAAAUAAUCGAGAUCGUAUCACAAAUCAAAUGGUAGUUUGGACCAAUCUUAAAGAAAAACUUGGUGCUAUCAUCCCGCAAGUUGUGGUUUCGGGGACUUUAACACGUCGGGCUGUCGAAGCAACUUGGAUGACAGCUUCAAAUGCUCACCCCGAAAGAGUUGGUUCUGAAUUAAGAGCCAUGGUUCAAGCACCACCCGGUUAUUGUAUAAUCGGGGCUGACGUUGAUUCCCAAGAAUUAUGGAUAGCUUCUGUAAUCGGUGAUGCAACUUAUAAGAUGCAUGCUGCAACUCCAUUAGGGUGGAUGACUUUAAGUGGGGAUAAAGCGAGCGGGACUGAUAUGCAUAGUGUAACGGCAAAAGCUGUUGGAAUCUCAAGAGAUCAUGCUAAAGUAAUAAAUUAUGCACGAAUUUAUGGCGCGGGUCAAAAUUUUGCUGAAAGAUUAAUUAAACAAUUUAAUCCAUCGAUGAGUGAAAGUGAAGCAAGAUCAAAAGCUAAUAAAAUGUUCACUUUAACUAAAGGAAAACUGACGUAUCAUUUAAAAAGUGAUUAUAUUCAUGAUUUUUCUGAUGUUCCAUACACAAAAUGGCAGGCACAUCAAUUAUCGAAACUACAUGGUAAAAAAAUUGAUGACAUGUUUUUAAAAUCAAAAUGGGUAGGAGGAACUGAGUCUGCUAUGUUUAAUCGUUUAGAAGAAAUCGCUGGUACUCCAUCACCUGUUACACCAUUCUUAACAUCACGGUUAAGUCGAGCUUUGGAACCAUCUUCAAUGGAAACCGAUCGCUUUCUUCCAACAAGAAUUAAUUGGGUGGUCCAAAGUGGCGCCGUUGAUUUUCUUCAUUUAAUGCUAGUUUGUAUGAGAUGGAUAAUGGGUGAUAAAGCAAGGUUUUGUUUGAGUUUUCACGAUGAAAUUAGGUAUUUAGUACCAGAAAAAUAUAAAUAUCAAGCAGCUUUAGCAAUGCAUGUAACAAAUUUGUUAACAAGAUCGUUUUGUUCGUUAAAAUUAGGACUUUACGAUCUUCCCCAAAGCGUGGCUUUUUUCUCAUCUGUUGAAAUCGAUGAGGUUUUAAGGAAAGAUUCAAAACAAGAUUGUAAAACACCCUCAAAUCCGCACGGUUUGGAAAAAGGAUACGGAAUUCGAAACGGGGAAAGUUUAAAUAUUUAUGAAGCAAUUAAAAAAGCGAAUGGAACAACGAAUUUUUGGUACAAAUAAAAAUGGAAUGAAUAAAACUAAAAAUAUUUAUCUGGAUAUUCUCCAAGAAGAAUUUGAGCUACCUAAAGACAACCAAAAAAUUGUAAAAGUAAUUUAUAAAAAUCCAAAUCAUAUUUUUGAUGUUCUCGGUGAAGACGAGAUCGUUUUUAAAGCAAUUUUAAAUUCGCGUUUUCAAAAAACCGUGUGGGUUAAAGUAAAUAAGUUGGUUAUUGUCGAAGAUGUAGGUGGAAAUUUUCCGGAAAUUGUUAAAGUUCCAACGGACAAUUAUAUCAAAUUUUUAAGAAAAAAUAAUGCUAUUCCUUCAAUUUUUGAGGAAAAACUUGAAAAUGAUGGAGAGGAUUUGUUUUGUAUAAACCCAAACCAAAGGACAAUUGUAUAUUCAAGUAGUGAUUCUAGCAGUGAUGAAGAUAAUUAAGUAUAUUUAAAGUUUAGUUUAAGAAUAAAAUAUUUUUUUGUUAUAUAUUUUAUAUAAAAUAAAAAUAAAAGCAACAUUUUAUCAAUACAAAAAGGAAUCUAAACCGCUUGCGUACCAAACUGC